This is a messenger RNA of Antechinus flavipes (yellow-footed antechinus), 2538 nucleotides long. It is a transcript of the gene SLC18B1, whose product is annotated as solute carrier family 18 member B1. The transcript has 16 exons. Bases 597 to 1931 code for a protein of 444 amino acids. Gene Ontology annotation, biological process: transmembrane transport. Gene Ontology annotation, molecular function: transmembrane transporter activity. Lineage: Eukaryota; Metazoa; Chordata; Mammalia; Dasyuromorphia; Dasyuridae. The record is from RefSeq and is a predicted model, not a curated record.
CUUGAGAUAGCUAUUUCCGGCGAUCUUCGCAAAGUUUUUGGCCGGGAGCUACUGGCAGGCAUAAGAAUGGACAGUACAGGCCAACUCUGCCUGACUGAGGAUGGGGCCUGGAGAUCGAUUCCCGACAAGAUGUUGAAAGGGAAUCGAUUACAUGCCAAAAGUGGUACCACGUGGGUUUCUGAGUUCCCUCUCUUUGACAAUCAGGAUAGUGGCCUGUGCCUUUAAAAAAAAAAAAAAAAAAAGCCGGGUGAAGGGAGCUACAGUCUCCCCAGGAAAUCUCUCCUUGAGUGUGAAGCAGAGAACCUCCAGGGGCUGGGGAAAAUGCUAGGACGUAGCUGAAGGGCUCACAGAUAAACCGCUACAGAGUCAGAGCUGAAUCCGGAUACCUCCUGCACGAUUCCAUUCAGACAACUUGCUUCAGUUUCGGCUCUGCAGGCUCAGGAUGGACAAACCUCUUCUGCCCGAGAGCGACUUUACCUCAGAAUGUUUAUGUUUAAGAUGAUGGUCAGCCAGAGGUUGUCAGAAGAGAAUCUACACGACUUUCAAGAGAGCAGCUUUGUACACUAAUAUCUGCUGCUUCCAUUAAUUUGGGAUCAAUGAUGUGCUAUUCCAUAUUGGGACCAUUUUUUCCUAAUGAGAAAAGAAUAACUGAGAAUAACUUCCCCUGGUGUUUGGUUUACCGGUUUCUACUUACAAAGUUUGAAAGUCAUUACAACACAAUAUCAAGUUGCACAGCUCAAAAAAAGAAUGUCAGCAACACAGUUAUUGGAAUGAUCUUUGGAUGUUUUGCUCUGUUCGACUUGCUAUCAUGCCUGUUAUUUGGGAAAUAUCUUGUACACAUUGGAGUAAAGUUUAUGUUUGUGUCAGGAAUGUUUGUCUCAGGAGGAGCUACAAUUCUGUUUGGCAUGUUGGACCAAGCUCCUGAUGGACCAGUAUUUAUAACUAUGUGUUUUCUAGUGAGAGUGGUGGAUGCCAUAAGUUUUGCUGCAGCAAUAACUGCAUCGUUUUCUAUUCUUGCAAAAGCUUUUCCAAAUAAUGUAGCUACAGUAAUGGGAAGCCUUGAAAUCUUUUCUGGUCUGGGUCUAGUUUUGGGACCUCCUCUAGGUGGUUUUUUAUACCAAACCUUUGGCUAUGAAGUACCCUUUAUUUUUCUUGGAUGUUUAGUUCUGCUGAUGGUGCCACUCAACAUGUAUAUUUUACCUAAUUAUGAUUCUGCUCCUAGUGAACACUCAUUCUGGAAACUCAUUACUUUACCCAAGGUUGGAUUUAUAUCAUUUGUUAUCAUUUCUUUAAGUGGAUGCUUUGGCUUCUUGGAUCCUACAUUGUCUCUCUUUAUAUUGAAUAAAUUUAAUUUGUCAUCAGGAUAUGUGGGGCUCGUAUUUCUGGGAUUGGACUUAUCAUAUUCUAUUUCUUCACCCCUCUUUGGAUUGCUAAGUGAUAAAAUUCCAUAUCUAAGGAAAUGGCUCUUGGUUUUUGGAAACAUAAUAACAGCAGUAUGUUAUAUGCUUUUAGGACCUAUUCCAAUCUUGCAUAUUGAAAGUCAGCUCUGGCUGAUAAUCCUAGUACUGAUUGUGAAUGGCAUCUCUGCUGGAAUGAGUAUAAUACCAAUUUUUCCAGAGAUACUCAGUUGUGCAUAUGAAAAUGGAUUUGAAGAAGGAUUAAGCACAUUGGGACUUGUGUCUGGGCUUUUGGGUGCAAUGUGGUCACUUGGAGCAUUCAUAGGACCAACACUAGGAGGAUUUUUAUAUGAAAAAAUUGGUUUUGAAUGGGCUGCAGCUAUACAAGGACUCUGGAGUCUAAUUACUGGACUAGUGAUGGGACUCUUUUAUGUUCUGGAGCAUUGGCGAGGAAAGAGAUGUGAACUCCAAAAUACCGUCAUCACAGAAGAAGAAAGAGAAGAAAGAACAUCUCUAUUACCCCAUGAGAUAUAAUCUUACAUACUCUGGAUAGACAGAAUGCUUGAGACUGUAUUCUUGUUACUUUUAGAAAGCAGAAAUUUUUUUUUUCAGAAAGAAGAUUCUGUGAACAAAACACAGGGCCUUAAAACCAGUCUUCGGAACCUGUUGACACUACCUUUUGAAUAAUCCAGUUAGGCAGUCAAUGGCCCUAAUAAAGUGGCCAACUUUGAUGCACAUUGUACAGGACAAAUGUUGGAAAAUCCUGUGGACCUUUUUCUAAGUGAAUGUCAAAGCUCCUUGUUUUCUGGGCUAGAUGGCUGAAUGUAUUCAAAUUUCUUACUAGUUCAAUAUAUGUUUUACCAGAAGUGCAAUCAUUCUGUAAAUGCACCUUUUUAUAGGAGGAUUGAAAAAGAGGAUGACCUAACUUAUCUGUGGUAACUAAUAACCUCAAUGAAUUUAAUAACUCAAAAUAUUUUAAAAUGAAUUUAAAAUUAAAUAAAACAUCUUUCUUAAUGUUGAACUCAUUUGUCUAUGCGAUUCAGAAGGGAAAAUUCCUUAUUUCUGUCUUUGAAAUAUAAAGUGUACCUUCUUAUUUCUUUAAAAGAAAAAGAAAAUAAAGGAAAGGAAAAGAAUGAUCAGA